This is a messenger RNA of Paracoccidioides brasiliensis Pb18, 1071 nucleotides long. RefSeq names its product mitochondrial 54S ribosomal protein YmL7/YmL5. The transcript is spliced from 3 exons. Gene Ontology annotation, molecular function: RNA binding; structural constituent of ribosome. Gene Ontology annotation, biological process: translation. Bases 1 to 1071 code for a protein of 356 amino acids. Gene Ontology annotation, cellular component: cytosolic large ribosomal subunit; ribosome. The record is from RefSeq and is a predicted model, not a curated record.
AUGGCUCUCCGUGAACCUUCAAUAAAGAUUUAUAGGGUGCUGCCCAGAGCCUCUACUCUCUUAUCUAACCACCUGAUCCCGUCGUGCCGUCGCAAUGCCUCGUCCGCAUCGGCCGUUCUUCCCGAAACGAUCACGGAUGAUCUCGACACAUCUUCGACCUUCUCCCAACCAUCUGCUCUGCCAGAGGACGAGAUCAAAGCGUUCGAUCCAGUAGCCAGAAGCAAAGCGCGGAAAAAGCAACUACCCCCCAGCCGCUAUCAAUUUCGCCCUCCAAAAUUCGACCGUGGCCCCCUCCACCCCCAUCGCCCACCACCAGCCUGGGACCCCGCAUCCCGCCAAUUCAUCCCAGGCCCCUUCACCCUCCCCCGAGUCGAGCAAACCUACGAAUCCACCAUAUCUCACGACAUUCUUACCCUCUGUUAUGUGCACAAUCCACCCGGAUUCAAAGCACCCCCUCCCCCCUCCCGACUUCGAGGCUGGGACGACAGCUCCCCAUACCACGCAAACCGGCCCCUCCGUGGCCCCCGAGGCGGCGACGUUCUCCGUCUCCUCCGCAAACCCAUAACGUUCCGAAAUAUUCCCAAGCUAGACAAGAUCACGCUGCACAGCUAUGUGAAGCAGGUUGUCGAAAACGGGUCGGCGCCGCUGCAUGUGGCUGGCAUGGCGAUACAGGCUAUAUCCAAUGUGCGCGUGCAGACACAUAAGAUGAAGGGGAGCGUUGCGAAGUGGGGAAUUGUUCCCGGUAAAUCGCACAUUGCCGUUACGGCUGAGCUGAGGGGUGAAGAUAUGUAUCAUUUCUUCGGGAAGUUGGUUGAUGUGGUGCUACCUAGAAUUAAGGAUUGGAAAGGCAUCAAGGGGAGCAGUGGUGAUAGCAGUGGGAAUAUCUCAUUUGGUCUUGAGCCGCAUAUGUUGUCUUUGUUCCCUGAGAUUGAGGUUAAUUAUGAUAUGUACCCACCAGCCAUGAUGCCCGGCUGCAACAUAACAAUCCACACGACCGCGACAACAGACCGUGAUGCCCGACUCCUCCUGAACGCAAUGGGCAUUCCAUUUCAUGGGAAAUACAUAAAUUAG